AUGAUGAAUCCAAGACCUGGUAACCCACCAAGUGGCGAUGCAAAGUCUCCACAAGGAACUCCCUAUGUUGGAAGUAAAAUUAGUUUGAUUUCCAAAAGCGAUAUUCGUUAUGAGGGUAUUCUGUUUAACGUGGAUACCGUUUCUAGUACUGUAGCUUUGAGAGAUGUCAAAAUGUUUGGUACUGAAGGAAGAAAACAAGGAGAACAAAUUCCUCCUCUCGACAAGAUCUAUCCCUUCAUCAUCUUCAAGGGAACUGACAUCAAGGAUCUCACAGUUUGCGAACCUCCUUCUCAACCACCUCAACAACAGCCACAACAACCAAUGAUUCCUUCAUCAUCAAGAUUACCGCAAAAUGAAGUUGGUGGAAUGCCAUAUCCAACACUUCCAAUGGGAGGAAAUAAUCCUCCUGGUUUUCCAAAUCCUGGAAUGAUGCCACCAAACAUGAAUCCUUACAUGAAUCCAUACUUUUAUCCUCCUUAUGGUGGACCAAUGGGAUUCAACCCAAUGGGAAUGCCAAAUCCAAUGGUAAAUAUGCCUCCUAAAAACGUUCCUCCACCACAACAGCAACAAACCCAGCUUCCACCAACGCAAACCAUUCAACAAUCACCAAAACAACAACAACCGGUAGUUACAACCUCUCCUCAGCCACAAGAGCAAGUUUCACAACAAUUAAAAUCUAGCGAGGUUGUUUCUCCUGUGGCUACUACAGCAACUUCUCCUGCUGUUUCAACAAGCGUUCAAGAGGAUGUUAAGCCAGUAACAACAGCACCAACCACUACCACAACAACAGCCACUGCUGCAACAGCAAGCACUUCCGAUAAGCCAGCAACAACGGGUGCUUCCAAGAAGGACAAAAAAGCAUUCGAGGAGGAGUUUGACAUUCAAGCUAAUCUUCAAAAGCUUGACAAGAAUGUUAUUGCUAAAGAAUUAGAGGAAAAGCAUAUUCACAAAGGAUACGACAAAUCAAGUGGCUUUUUCGAUACAAUUAGUCGUGAAAGUGAUGAAAAGAAAAAUAGAAGAACCAAACAAGAAAGACAAGAACAACAAAGACUUGACUUGGAAACAUUUGGAGAGACCAUGUCGAACGGAAGCGGAAGAGGCGGUCGUGGUGGUAGCAGAGGUGGAAGAGGCCGUGGUGGUAGUAGAGGAAGCUCAUCAUAUCGAGGUGGAAGAGGAUCUAGUACCAGAGGAAGCAGUAGAGGAGGUAGAGGAACUUCAAGAGCUGAAUCCAAUGAACAACAAUAA
Molecule: messenger RNA, 1245 nt
Organism: Naegleria lovaniensis
Lineage: Eukaryota; Heterolobosea; Eutetramitea; Acrasida; Naegleriidae
Exons: 2
Coding region: 1-1245 (414 amino acids)
Molecular function (GO): RNA binding
Source: RefSeq, a predicted model, not a curated record